Molecule: messenger RNA, 1363 nt
Organism: Prunus mume (Japanese apricot)
Lineage: Eukaryota; Viridiplantae; Streptophyta; Magnoliopsida; Rosales; Rosaceae
Product: sequence-specific DNA binding transcription factor
Biological process (GO): regulation of DNA-templated transcription
Molecular function (GO): protein dimerization activity
Source: RefSeq, a predicted model, not a curated record
UUAGGGGAUUUAUAAGAACAUUUAAUCCUUAUCAGAAAAAGAAAGAGAACAUUAAAUUAAAAAAUGACAUUUCCCAACAAUAAAUAGUAGGGGUGUUUAAGGAAAUGACGCGUGCUGUCUUUUGAUUCCUUUAUAAGUAUCUUCCCACCGUUCCUCCUCUUCUUAAUAGUGUCCUUCCUCUUCCUCAACUCCACACCUCAACCACCUCCGUUCCGUUUAUCCUUUCUCUCUCUCUCUCUCUCUCUCUCUCUCUCUAAACAUUCCAAUUCCAUUUCUCUGUUUGCUUAACCUUUCCAAACAGCAAAAUCGAAAACCCCCUCCAGAAUCCAUUGAUUCACAAACCCCAUCACCAAACAUUCCAAUUCCAUUUAUGUGUUUGAUUCGGAAUCCUCGCUAAUUAAAGAGAGUGAAUCUCUGCACCUCUGCGUCUUCUCUCCAUGGCGUCCACUCUGAUUUCCAUUCCUAUUACAAACUCCGAUCGAGCUCGAGACUCUUCUAGAAGGAAAAAGAAGAAGAAAAUCCAAGCCAAACAAGACCACCACCAGCAGCAAGAAGCCCAGAGCCACACCAAAUGGAAAUCCGAGGCCCAGCAGCAGCUCUACUCUUCCAAGCUCCUUCAAGCGCUCAGUCAAGUCUCCAUUAACCCACCCAACACCGCCAACACCAACACCGACACCAACACCAACGCCAACCCCUCCUCUUCUUCUCCUCCGCGCCGCGGCCGAGCCGUGCGCGAAGCCGCUGACAGAGUUCUCGCCGUCGCAGCCAAGGGCAGGACCCGCUGGAGCCGCGCCAUUCUCACCAGCCGCCUAAAAAUCAAGUUCCGGCAGCAUAAACGACAGAGAUCCGCCGCUGCCGCGUCGGGUACCGGUUCGACCCGACCCAGGAAGCCCAAGUUCAGCGUUUACCGGCUGAAAGGCAAGGGAUUGCCAGCUGUGCAGAAGAAAGUCCGGGUUCUGGGCCGGUUGGUUCCCGGUUGCCGAAAGCAACCGUUGCCGGUCAUUCUAGAAGAAGCCACUGAUUACAUCGCAGCUCUGGAGAUGCAGGUCCGGGCCAUGAGCCGGCUCGCCCAGCUGCUCUCCGGUUCAACUUCUGGCGCCGCCGGCUCCACUUGAUUAGACGCCCCUGGCAAGUUGCCAUGUGUCUGUCUGUCAAUCGUUUCUUCUUCUUUUUUUCUUUUUUUCCCUUCCUUUUUUCUUUCUUUUUCGCUCCAUGUGCAAGUAAUUGUCAUUUCUCCUGUUAAAUACAUGUCUAGUAGCUCUUUUUCUUUUUCAAGUAAUUCUAUUUCUAUCUCACACACUACUUUGGGAAAAGAAAAAAAAAUGAAGAACCCUAAUAGAAUAACUGAAUUAUGAUUGGAUAA